Triplophysa dalaica is the source of this 1760-nucleotide messenger RNA. Its product is annotated as B-cell receptor CD22-like. Lineage: Eukaryota; Metazoa; Chordata; Actinopteri; Cypriniformes; Nemacheilidae. Bases 302 to 1573 code for a protein of 423 amino acids. The record is from RefSeq and is a predicted model, not a curated record. The transcript is spliced from 9 exons.
CUCCACUAUCGUCUGUGAUGGUGGGAGAUCAAGAGUGCUGCGGUUUUUCAAGACACUGAUUGACUAUCAGAAACAACAGUUUUCUUCUUCAGAUGGCCACAGAGACAAUUGUUGCCUGUGAAAACAUCAUAACUUUCUUUAAAAAAGCAGAAAUAAUACUUUGGUUGGAAAUAUGUGUUAAUCACGUGAUGAGAGGCAGAUCUUGUGGACAUUCAUUUUCAUGUUUUACUCAUAUAGAGUUUGCACUGGCAUUGAGCGGUUGUGAAAUAGUGAGUGAGUGUUGACUGGUUGUGUCUUUGCUAUGGUGAUGUCAGUCAGAAUGGCUCCUCCUCUUCCACUGAUUCUUCUUCUCAUGAUUCAAGGAGUUUAUAGUGCUGAUAGUUGGAGUGUGACUUACAGCUCUUCACACAUCUGUGCACUAAAGGACUCAACAGUGACAAUAAACUGCACUUACAAAUACCCUACUGGAUAUAAGAUCACAGAAGUGUUCUGGACCAACACUGACAGUUCUGAUCCUCCAAAUUUGUUUAAGGACUCUGAAUACAGUGAGAGGAUUCAGUAUCUGGGAGAUAAACAGCACGACUGCAGCGUCAGACUGACUGAUGUGAGACACACAGAUUCACACGAGUACUAUUUCAGAUUCAUCACUGAUAAAGAUAAAUGGACUGGUGCACCUGGAGUGACUCUUGAUGUCACAGAUCUUCAGGUGGAGUCUGAAGGUGAGAGAGUGAACGAGGGACAUUCAGUGAAUCUGACAUGUAAAAGCAGAUGCAGUCUGACUGACACAUCAACAUUCAUCUGGUUUAGAAACACACAGACAUUAAAUGACACAAACAAGAAACUCAUCCUGCCGUCAGUUAGAAGAGAGAAUGCAGGUGACUAUAGCUGUGCUGUACAGGGACACAAUCUCACAUCACCUCCUCAACGUCUCAAUGUCAUCUAUCCUCCAGAUAAACCUGUGAUCUCCAUCAGUUCUUCUGGUGUAAUAGUGGAGGGUGAUUCAGUGAAUCUGACCUGCAGCAGUGAAUCAAAUCCACCUGUUCACAUCUACAGCUGGUUUAAAGAGAAUCAAACAUCAUCUGUUGGAUCUGGUCAGACGUUCAGCAUCAGUAACUUUAAUUCAAGUCUCAGUGGAUGGUUUUACUGUGUGGCUCAGAAUGAAGUUGGAUCUCAGAGAUCAGAUGAUGUUUCACUCACUGUUAAAGGAGGAAAUGACAGAGUUCUGUAUGUGGUUGCUGGCGUUGCGACUGGUUGUGGAGGUUUAAUCUUCAUUCUCAUCGUUGUGUUUGUGUGUUACAGGAAGUGCAAACACAGGCCUGAUGACAUCAGACAAAAGCAGGAUAUUAUACAUUCCACUGUAACAGCGAGAGUCUCAGGGUCUGAAUCAAGAGAUCCUGAAGAGAUCCAGUACGCAACUGUCCGGCAUCUAAGAUUCAAAGACAUGAAGACAUCAGAAGAGACUGAAGACGUCUAUGAGAAUUCUGCAAUUCAACAGCUCGAUGCGUCUGAGAGAUCUGAUGUCCAAACAAUGGAGGAUCAGUCUGUGAUUUACAGUACAGUCAAAUGCAAAUGAUCUGGAUCUAUGGACCCAGGAAAAAAAAACUUGAUGGUUUUGUUUUUGGCUUAGUUUAGUUUACUGGAAGCUUUUCAAAAGAGGUUAUAGUGUCACAUUUGCUCUGUGUAUGAUAACUGCAGAUUAUAAUUUAAGAUAAUGUCUGUAAUGUUUGACACUUUUUAUUUCUGUUCUUGUUCACAUUUGU